AUCAACAUGUAGUGUCAUCCUAAAGAUCUAGCCACAUCUUGCCCGCAAAAAAAUCUCUCUGGCUUGUAGAUUGCUAGAACGCGGGGGAAUGGUUCAUCUGACGAGGCAGGCAGAGAGGAGGAAUAGCCUGCUGGGUAGUAUGACGAGGUUAAAAUUUUGAUUCAGAUUCGUAGGUGGCAGUCGACCAGAGGAGGAAGAGUCUACUGUGGAGGAGGUCAACAUUUGACUGAAACUUCAAGAAUUUCUUAUUUCAGUGUACCAGUCGCCAAAUCGUGCUGUAAAUAAAGUAGUAAUACGAUCUACGGUGAAUUUCUAUAUCCUAGCGGUGGCCGCAGAAGGAAUGACCAGCCACUAUGUACGAAGUCAAGCCCUGUGCGGAGAAGGUUCUGCUUGACCAUUCUGCUCAUAGUCCUGAUUGCCCAACUUUUCCUCACUACGACCACCACUUGAGCGAGUACGUCCUUAAAAGCUGCUCGCCCUUAACGCGCCGGAACUGACAAAGCCAACUCGACAAUUAAACCAUGCUGUGCGGCACGGGUAGCUUCAAGCACAUCGACGACGACCCGGCGGAGGACUCGCCCAAGCCCAGGAGGAGGAGGAGGCAUGGCGACAACCCGUUCGCUGGUCGCGGCCUGGACAAGUUCUCCACCGUGCGAUCCGACCUCGAGUCCCGCCGGGAAAAGAUCCUCCGCCGCGUCGGCUCCGACAGCGGCCUCGUCAUGGUCCGCUUCGUCCAGUGCAACGGCACCUGGGUGCCCAUCGUCGUCAAGCUUCCCGGCGGCGAGAAGCAGCUCAAGGACGCCGACGCCCCCAAGAAAGUACCCAGAACGUCCGCGUCGCCCUCGUCCUGCCCCUUGCCGGAUUCGGCCAGCUCGAGGGACGGCGCCGCCAAGAAAGCUACUGCUCUAGGCGUGGAGCCGGCGAGGAGGAGGAUCACAUCGUUCUCUCGUGGGAGGACCACAUCGUUCUCUCGGGGGAGGCUGCGGCCGCCGGCGUGCUACUGGCUGGCAGUCAUGGCGCUCACGCUGCUGAGCCUGGCCGUGUUCGGUAGGACGUUCGCCAUCUGCUGCACCUCCAUCGCGUGGUACCUCGUGCCCAGCCUAAGCAGCAGCUGCUCUAACGGCGCCGACCUUAGGCGGUCUAUGGAGAAGAGGAAGGUCGCCUCACCGCCGGCGAAACCGCACCACAAGGUGCUCAGCUCGCCGAGAAGCCAUGCCAAAGGAAGCAAAUGAACUGUGCAAAGAGUUCAACUGUUGAUAUUGCUACCAGUUUGCAAUAAAGACGUGGUGUAGUACUGGUGUACAGAUGCCGUACCGGUGUGGAAUGUAGAGAUAUUGUGCAGUCUGUAAAGGGGGAAUUUUUGAAAUCUAGGUACACCGGAAUCCAUAUUUAAGCAUCUACCGGUACAAAUGUCAAGAAUGGAUAAGAAUGUGCAUGUAAAUUUUCAAAAUUAAAUAUGAAGAU
Molecule: messenger RNA, 1464 nt
Organism: Lolium perenne
Lineage: Eukaryota; Viridiplantae; Streptophyta; Magnoliopsida; Poales; Poaceae
Source: RefSeq, a predicted model, not a curated record